AUGGGGAACAGCGACGCCCUGCUGGUGCUCGCUGUUAUUGUGGUCAAGUGUGGAUUCGCUCAAGAAGACCCCAGUAUUGCCUGCCACCCGCACUACAAGGCCUCUUCUGACCUCGGUAAUUUCACUCACUGGGCCGUCUCUACUGAAGCUGGGUUAUGUGCAACGGUGCCAAGGACAAUACACGGGAAGGGAGGCAACAUAGCGGACGCAGCUGUGGCCACCUUACUUUGCAUGGGCGUUGUGCUUCCGCAAUUCAUGGGCAUCGGAGGCGGAUUUAUCGCAACACAUUACUCAAGGCGUGAAAGGCGGGUCAUGUCCCUCAUCUCUCGAGAGGUGGCUCCCAAGGCUGCGACCACGGACAUGUUCGUCGAGAAAGCUACGCUGUCUCUCAUGGGCGGCCUGUCCAUUGCCGUCCCCGGAGAGAUACGCGGCUACGCUGAGCUGCACGAGCGCCUAGGUGGCAGGCUUCCCUGGAAAGCGCUCUUCGAAGACGCCAUUCGCUUGGCCAACGAAGGAUUCCCAGUGGGGCAUUAUACGCCAUAUGCUCUCUGCUACGAAGCGCCCUACUUGUUUGCUUGCCCCAAUGGACCAUGUGAUCCGCGAUGGAAUGCCUUCUGGAAUUUCGAGCGUGGUAGCCCCCUCAAGCAAGGUGAGGUGCUCGUGCAGAAGGACCUGGCACGCACGCUUGAAGCCAUCGCUGAGAACGGUCCGGAUUACUUUUACGAGGGCCCAUUCGCAAAGGAGAUGGUUCGCGAAAUCGCCAGCGAAGGAGCAAUCCUAACAGUCGAAGAUCUGCGGUCAUACCGCCCCACAUGGGAGCCUGCUCUCAGCGUUACUCUCCAAGAUGGCCGAGUUCUCUACACGGCACCACCACCUGGCGGUGGCGCCAUCUACACCUACAUAAUGGCUAUCAUGGAUGCUUUCAGAAACAACGUCAGCGCAGAGCUUCAAAAUGAUGCACUCACUCUGCACCGCGUUAUCGAAGCCUGCAAGUUUGGUUUCGCGAAGAGAAGCCUCCUUGGUGACCCACGCUUUGAAGACGUAAGAGAUGUGCUGCAGAACCUGACGUCCUGGGACUACGCCAAUGCGACGCGGUGGAAGAUCGACGACGACAGGACAUACCACGACCCAACUCACUACGGCCUCGACACCGCGCCUGCGCCAGAGAAUAGAGGCACGGCGCACCUCUCCCUGUGGGAAGACGACGGAGACGCCCUUAGCGUCACCAGCACCGUAAAUGGAUAUUUCGGAAGCCUGAUACGGAGCUCUUCGGGAAUAAUCUUCAAUAACCAGAUGAACGACUUCUCGACACCCGGCCAGAUCAACUUCUGGGGCCUCGCACCAUCGUCGGCCAACUUAAUAAAGCCGGGCAAGAGGCCCCAGUCCUCCAUGAGCCCCGCUGUGGUGGUUGACGCCAACGGAGACGUGGAGAUGGUCAUCGGUGGCUCAGGUGGAAGCAAGAUAAUUACGGCAGUGGCUCUGGUGAGCAUGAGGGCACUUUGGCAGAGCGGCAACAUCAAAGAAGCCAUCGACUACGCAAGGCUGCACGAGCAGCUCACACCCGAUGAUGUCAUGGUGGAACCUCAAUAUCCCGAAACCUACGCUCGCCAGCUUGAAGAAAAAGGCCACAAGAUACAAACAGUCUUUGGAGAGUUCAACAACGUGAUGGCCGUGCAGCGAAAGCACCAACGCCUCCACGCCAACGCCGACUACCGCAGCGAUGGAGGUGUCGACGGCACCUGA
Messenger RNA from Dermacentor albipictus, 1743 nucleotides. RefSeq names its product scoloptoxin SSD14-like. Lineage: Eukaryota; Metazoa; Arthropoda; Arachnida; Ixodida; Ixodidae. Gene Ontology annotation, cellular component: plasma membrane. Gene Ontology annotation, biological process: glutathione catabolic process. The record is from RefSeq and is a predicted model, not a curated record. Gene Ontology annotation, molecular function: glutathione gamma-glutamate hydrolase.